This is a messenger RNA of Eublepharis macularius, 1524 nucleotides long. Its product is annotated as steroid 17-alpha-hydroxylase/17,20 lyase. NCBI's taxonomy places the organism in Eukaryota, Metazoa, Chordata, Lepidosauria, Squamata, Eublepharidae. The coding region runs from base 1 to 1524 and encodes 507 amino acids. The record is from RefSeq and is a predicted model, not a curated record. Gene Ontology annotation, molecular function: iron ion binding; heme binding; steroid 17-alpha-monooxygenase activity. Gene Ontology annotation, biological process: hormone biosynthetic process; progesterone metabolic process. The transcript has 8 exons.
AUGGUUCUUCUUGUUGCCUUGUUCCUGAUACUAGUUCUCCUGUCUUUCUGGAGGGUGGCAAAGGGGAAGCUGGAACCCCACUACAACUACCCCAAGAGCCUGCCCUCUCUGCCGGUCGUUGGCAGCUUGUUGCAUCUUGUUGGACACCCCCAGCUCCACCUUUUUUUCUGCAGACUGCAAGAGAAGUACGGCCAGCUCUACGCUCUCUAUAUGGGCUCCCAUUAUGUAGUAAUAGUUAACAACUAUGUCCAUGCCAAGGAAGUGCUGCUUAAGAAAGGGAAGAUCUUCGCGGGGAGGCCCCAUAUGGUAACCACAGACUUGCUGACACGGAAUGGGAAAGACAUUGCCUUUGCCUCUUACAGCCCUGUCUGGAAAUUUCAGCGGAAGUUGGUACACUCUGCACUUUCCAUGUUUGGGGAAGGCACUCUGCUCCUGGAAAACAUCAUCUGUCGAGAAGCAGCAACCCUGUGCAGAACGCUGAAUUCUGAGCAGGACACCUCCCUGGACAUGGCACCUGAAUUGACACGUGCUGUUACUAAUGUGGUGUGUUCCCUUUGCUUCAACUCAUCCUACCAUCGUGGAGACCCUGAGUUUGAGGACAUGCUCCAGUACAGCCAAGGCAUUGUAGACACCGUUGCCAAGGAGAGCCUUGUGGAUAUCUUCCCUUGGCUUCAGUUCUUUCCCAAUAAGGACUUGGCCUUGCUGAAACAGUGUGUGGAGAAGAGAGACCAGCUCCUGCAACAGCAGUUUGUAGAACAUAAAGAAGCAUUCAGCAGUGAUUCAGUCACUGACUUAAUGGGCUCUCUCCUGAGAGCCAAGCUGAACCUGGAGAACAACAACAGCCAUCUAUUGCCAAGGAUGGACCUGACGGACGAUCACCUGCUCAUGACUGUGGGUGACAUCUUUGGGGCUGGUGUUGAGACCACCACGACUGUACUGAAGUGGAGUCUACUGUAUCUGUUGCACAACCCAGAGGUGCAACAGAAGAUCCAAGAGGAACUUGAUCAGGAAGUAGGCUUUAACAGACAUCCCCAGCUCAAUGACCGGCAGCACCUGCCUUACUUGGAAGCCACCAUUAGUGAGGUUUUGCGUAUCCGCCCUGUCUCUCCACUCCUCAUCCCACAUGAAGCAUUAGAAGAUACCAGCAUCGGGGAAUAUGACAUCCCUAAAGGAGCGCGAGUUGUGAUCAAUCUCUGGUCCCUUCACCACGAUGAGAAAGAAUGGGAUAAGCCAGAGGAAUUUAAUCCAGGUCGUUUUCUGGAUGAGCAAGGGAAAAGAGUCUACUCUCCUUCACCGAGCUAUCUACCCUUUGGAGCUGGUAUCCGGGUUUGUGUGGGAGAAGCACUGGCUAAGAUGGAGCUUUUCCUGUUUCUGGCUUGGAGCUUGCAAAGAUUCACAUUCAGUGUUCCUGAAGGCGAAACACUGCCUGCACCAGAGGGAAAAUUUGGAGUCGUUCUCCAAGUACCAAAGUUCAGGGUGAAGGCCGCACUGCGGGAAGCUUGGCAGGGCCUGGUAAUUUAUUAG